GUAACUCUCACGGAUUACUUAAGAGCCUGAAGAGCUAAAGAGCUGAAAAGUAUGACAGAAGAAUGAUUAAACGGCGCAGUGAAUCAAGAUGGAAAAAUGGCAGUAGAGGUGGACGAUAAGACGUGGGUUAUUGACUUAGAAACUGCUCUUCUGGAGGACUGUACAGCAGCAUCUAUUUAUAGUAUCUGUAAAGGCAAGAGUGUGCCUGAUUUCCUGAGGGCUGAAGUGUGGCAAAUAUGUCUUCAAGUGCAAGAGAAAGGGAAUCAACUUGUAUUGUUCAAUGAAAUAUUUGACCUUCCUGAGCAGAAUAUUUUACGAGAAGAUUGUCAGCAGUUCGUUGCUAAUCUUGGCAAUGAAGAUGAGGACAAAGUAUCUGUAAUUUCAGACCUGGAAUCAAUUCUUACAUUUUACUGCAAGUCUAAAAGCCUGAAAUAUGAGAAGGGCAAUGGGUGGAUUGAAAUCUUACUUCCUCUUAUUGCACUUAAAUUACCGAGGUCUGAAACAUACAACUUGUUUGAGGCUAUCAAGAACUGCUACAUUCCAAGGUGCUGCAAGAAGAAUGGCACUCCCUUUCACUUGUUCCGGUUAUUAUUGCUAUAUCAUGACCCAGAAUUAUGCUCCUUUCUUGAUACCAAACGGAUAAGUCCAGACCUAUACUGCCUCUCUUGGUUCCAGUCGCUGUUUGCGGCAACAUGUACUUUACCAGUUGUGCAAGCAAUGUGGGACCUGUACUUCCAACAAGCUGACUCAUUCUUUCUUUUCUUCCUUGCUUUGGUUAUGGUUGUUAAUGCAAGGGAGCAGAUCCUGAGCAUGAAGAAUGAGAACAAGCAGAAUAUUGUUGAUACAUUAAGUUCGAUGCCAUGUGCACUGGAAGCCAAUGAUGUUACUGAUUUUUGUUCGUUAGCGCAGUACUAUGCCUUGAAAACACCAGGAUCCUUCCGAAAGGACUUGCUGAAGGUAUUGUAUGGUGAUAGUGACGACUUAACAGAAACUUCAAGUAUCUCACAAGCCCUCUGUCUUCCUGUGUCAGCUGAGGAAUUAGUAGAAAAUGCAGAGUCAACACAGAACUUAGAUAGUAUAGAAUGUGUUCGCUUCUUCCUUGUGGAUUGUCGUCCAGCUGAACAGUAUAAUGCAGGACAUCUACCAACAGCUUUUCAUCUUGAUUGUAACUUGAUGCUUCAGGAACCAGCAGCCUUCUCUACUGCUGUACAAGGUUUGCUGUCAGCUCAGCGACAAGCAUUAGCUGCUCGGUCAGCAGCAGGUGGUGAACAUUUGUGCUUCCUUGGAUCAGGGAGAGUUGAAGAGGAUCAGUACACUCACAUGGUUGUUGCUUCCUUUUUGCAGAAGCACACACACUAUGUUAGCAUGCUCACUGGAGGAUAUCAGGCAAUUCAUGAGAAUUUUGGUGAAGAUGUAGGCAACAGUUUAGAUGAGCAUAAUGCUCAGAGUUGCCUUGUAUGCACCCCUGAUAAUGCAAGUGAAGAUUCAGAAACUUUUCGACCAAAUGCAAGCUCCUCAGAUCUGUUGGGAAAAAUCAGUGCAGCUAUGAAACUUAAAUCAGCUGAGGUUAAGGGAAAGCUUUUCGACUAUAUUGUGAAUCCAACAGGAAGUAAUGCAGUGGAACGACAUGUUAGUAGCGCAGAUAAACUUGGUAAACGUUACCGUAAUAUGGCUCCAGUCUUCAGUAUUGAUGAAGAAGAUGGAGCAGAUGCUGCUGGUCUGGAAAGACCUGAGGAAGAAGAAGAGCAAGAAACAGUAGCCAUAUCAACGUGGUUGAGCAAACCAGAUGUCAUAAAGGCCUUCAAAUGUCAUGAGGUCAAAGUAAAUGGCUAUAUGUAUGAAAGUCAUCUCCUUGUAACAGACAGCCACAUAUAUGUGCUUCGUGACAUCCCAGGUAGGAAGGGUUUUGCACACAUUGUGGUCAGACGUCUUCUCUCAGCAAUUGUCAAAAUAACAUCAAAGAAAAAACAUCCAGAACUCAUCACCUUCAAAUAUGGUGCACCAGAAGGGGAUUCCUUAGUCAUAUCUGACAUGGACAGGGACAAGAGAUUUUCCUGUUUCUCACCAGCAUCCUGAUUGGCUCUCGGGCCCAUCUGAGCCCCUCUCCAAUGGAUGCCAGUGGCUCUUUUCCCAGAGGUUGUGAAGCUGAUAGUCGCCUCUGUCCAGGGCUGAGGUUAAGAAUGUGUGGAGAUAUACCUCCAUUCUCUUAUGUGUCUUUAUCACAUGGAACUUAAUGAAAUACAGGGACAGCUUUAGCCUGCCUUUUAGAUGAGAGUAAGAGCCAUGAUAGCUCAGUCAACAAAAUGGUGGUUGUAAAAUGAUAAAAUGCGUAUAAUUCAUGGCUGUCCUGUUAGGAUAUGUAGUUUGCCUUCAGCAUUGAGGACAACUGUAACAGUAGUCAAGAUAUGUCCAAUUUGAGGUAUAACUUCCUUUUUUAAUUAAAAUUGAUCUUGCUGAAAUUAAUGUAAUUGUUUACUCUGCAGAGACGGAGAUUUUAAAUGGGGCAGAGUGAUGGAAAAAUUGACCAAAGAUUCUCCAUCCCACUGGCCAUCACAUCAGUCUUUUGAAAUACAGUUUUUAUUUCUUUAAAAGGAAGAAAAAGCUCAUACCACUCUCUUGUAUUUACAUAACUUACUCUAGGUGUUACUGAAAAUGGAUGUGUUACAUUGAUGGACUUCUAUCGAAUUAUGCUUGAUUGCAGCCCAGAAGAUUUUACUCUUUAUAGCUACCACUGUGAAAACUUUCAUUCCAGCUUUUUAUGCAUUGUACCUAAUCAUCCCUAAUCACAUUGUGUUCAUCUUAACUAUACUAGCAAUGUAAAAGGCAAAGGGAAAAGUUGUUCCUGAGCUUGAUUAAGCACCACAUCAUGAAGGUGUACCUCGAAGAAAGCAGUCUUCUGGGAUUUGGCACCGUGUAUAUGU
Cryptotermes secundus is the source of this 2921-nucleotide messenger RNA. It is a transcript of the gene TBC1D23, whose product is annotated as TBC1 domain family member 23. Gene Ontology annotation, biological process: retrograde transport, endosome to Golgi. NCBI's taxonomy places the organism in Eukaryota, Metazoa, Arthropoda, Insecta, Blattodea, Kalotermitidae. The coding region runs from base 97 to 2076 and encodes 659 amino acids. Gene Ontology annotation, cellular component: trans-Golgi network. The record is from RefSeq and is a predicted model, not a curated record. The transcript has 13 exons.